This is a messenger RNA of Phragmites australis (common reed), 608 nucleotides long. Its product is annotated as putative cytochrome c oxidase subunit 5C-4. Lineage: Eukaryota; Viridiplantae; Streptophyta; Magnoliopsida; Poales; Poaceae. Bases 214 to 450 code for a protein of 78 amino acids. The record is from RefSeq and is a predicted model, not a curated record. The transcript is spliced from 2 exons.
CCGUCUCAGCUGACACGGCGCUCCACUGCAUGCCGCUCCCCGUGUAUUGUUUGCUCCAGGCUCCAGCUUCUUCCCCCUUCGGAAUGCCAAACGCAGCUCUCACAUUUGGCCGUCGUCUGAUAUUCUGAUCCGUUCUCCCAUCACAUCCUGCAGCUCGGGCGGGGCACGAGUUGACGACUGCGCACAGGCUACCAACAAGAACAAGAACCAGCCAUGUCGACGACUGCGCACAAGGUGGCGACGCAAGCGGCGAGGAAGGCGACGGGGAGGCGGCCGCCGAGCGUGCUGAGGGAGAUCGUGUACGGCUUGAGCCUGGGCAUCUUCGCCGGAUACCUGUGGAAGCUGCACCACUGGAGCAACCAGCGCCGCACCCGCGAGUUCUACAGCCUUCUCGACCAGGGCAAGAUCACCGUCGUCGUCGACGAGCCGCCGCCCGGAGCCGAGGACUGAUGGUACUAGCAUACACUUCAUUGCUGCUAGCUCGUAGCCGUAGCGAAUCACCAUGCGUAUCUUUUUUCUUUUUGCGUCAAUCCAGUUUAGCGUUCGGCUGUUGCUACAAUGUCGUCAUUAACUCGUGCUCUGAUAAUCAAUAGUGGUUUGCUUUGUCA